AUGACUACAGUUGCAAUGGAAGAAUAUGAGUUAAUGAAAGACUCCAAAUAUCGUCUUUAUGUAGCAGCAAUAGAUAAAGCUCUUAAGAAUUUUGAAUACACAUCGGAAUGGGCUGAUCUCAUUUCAGCUCUAGGAAAGUUAAACAAAGUUUUGUUAAGUUACACAAAAUUUCCAGUAAUACCAAGGCGGAUAAAAAUUAGCAAAAGGUUAGCCCAGUGUAUGCAUCCAGCCCUACCAUCUGGAGUACAUUUAAAGGCCUUAGAAACCUAUGACAUAAUAUUCAGAUGUAUGGGUACAAACAGACUGGCCUGUGAGUUAUUCAUCUACAGUGCAGGACUUUUUCCAUUAAUGGGACACGCUGCCAUGAAUAUUAGACCAACAUUAUUGACAAUUUACGAAACACAUUUUAUACCUCUUGGAGAUCGACUGCGACCUGCACUAAGCGGGUUUCUUAGUGGCAUUUUACUAGGUCUUGAUACAGGAACCGAUCAUUUUGAAAGGACUAACUUAUUAUUAGAAAAUGUGUGUGAGGGCGUGGAGGCCCCUUAUUUUUAUACUUGCAUUUGGCAAUGCGUAGCUAAUAACAGUCCAGUCCGAUUACCUGCCAUUAGUUAUGUAUUAGCUCAUUAUAGUAAAAAAUUGUCCAUGGAAGACCAACUUCAUCUAAUGGGAAAUGAUAUUGGUCUUAUGGUGACUGGUUUAUGUGCUGCAGUGCAAGAUUCUAGUGUGUUAGUUCAAAGAUCAGCACUAGACUUAUUAAUGGUAUGUUUUCCGAUGCAAAAUAAACAAUUACUAUAUGCUGACAUGGUUCGAUUAGUAACUGCUGCUUUAACGACAAUUUUGAGGAGGGACAUGUCUUUAAACAGGCGCCUAUAUUCCUGGUUGCUUGGUACUGAAGUAAACUUACCCACAGUUCAAUUAGAUGACGAAUUAGAAGAAACCACUGCACAUGAACAUCAUUCACUAGCGUAUGACCUUUUAAAUGACGCCUUAAAAAUAAUAUUAAAAAAAUGUAGCGCAGAAACACCUAUAGAUAUAAAACCGUACAGGCUACUAAUAUCUCUUUUCGAUAAACCACAAAUAGGACCUGUCAUUCUUGACAGCAUCUUAUACGAUGUUUUUAGAACGCUUUACCUAUCUUGUUUUCACCAACAAAAGAAUAAAAGUAACGUGGCUAGAUGCGUUUCUUUUACUGGAGAUUUAACUAGUUUAAAAAAUGAUGAUAAUAUAUUGAGUAAACAGUUCGUUAUGAAAAAUUGCCCAGAGUUGAUUAAAAACGCUAAUCUCUUAUUUAACACAUUACAAAGGCACUACAUUUGGGCUUACAUAGAAAAAUUAUUCGUUGAAGCUGUAAGAAGCGUUAAAACUUAUAAAUACAGAGAUAGAAAUCAAGUUAGCGAAAUAGGCAGCGGGCCUCCGCAUAUAUUAGAAAUUUGCAUAUUAACAGAUUUUUUACUCGACAUAAUUCCAAUAGAAUCUUAUACAGAAAACAUUAAUAAUAUACUACCAAAUUUAUUUUGGAAACUAGUCUCUAUGUUAAAGUCUAAUUUAACAGAUCUGAAUCAAAGCGAGAUAUCGGAAAGUUUGCAGCUUUGCACAAAAAUUAUUAGCAAAAUUCAACCAAGUAUAGUUCAAAAUAAUACAACACCAAAUACUAGUUUAGACUCGACACUUAAUGACAGUUUAGAAAAAACUUUGGAAAACUCUCUCUCUGAAGAUAAGCCAGAAAACGGUGAACUGAAGACGUUGGAAAAAAGUAAAUCUGACUCUAAAAUUAACGAAAACCUCAACAAUUCCAGCAAAAACGAACUGACAGUAGGAGAUAACCGUGAACGAUCAUAUAGUAAUCAAAUGUUAAAGAAAAAAGAAAAAACGAGCCCUAGAAUCGAAAAGAAACCAAAAAAUAAGAAAUCAAAAUCUACUCCUAAACUCAGCGAUCCUAUGAACGAGGCUGAUGAUUCUAUGAGCUCAGAAAACGCUACGCCAGUACCUGAUAAGAAAUCUUUAGUGGCUACUGAAACGUCGGAAGCGUCUUCUAAGCUAGCCACAGUGGAGAACAAGUAUUUCAUCAAAUGUCUUGAGGAGUAUAAGAAUUUUUAUGCCCAGUUUAUUAAAAUCAAGCUUCUUCCUAAUACGAAUAUAAAAUCAGUUAUGGAUAGCUUGACUUGCGAUAAAAACAGCAGAACUAAUCGGUUAGUUAGACUAUUGGAUGCUCGUUUAAGUGAUGAAAAACACGAAUUUUGCCCUCUGGAAGCGAAUAAUUUCAUUACAAAAAAUAAAAUGUUAUGUCUCUCGAAUAUCGGUGCGAAGAAGAACGAGAAUGACUUUGAAACAUCUAUGAGAAUAGCAUCCAAUAUUCUUUUGGAAUUUUCGGCAUUUCCUAAUUUAUUAGAUCGAGAAUUUGAUGACGAAUUGCUACCAGAAUGGAUACAAUCACUUAUAGUUGUAGCCUGUUGUAAUGAAUCUUCAAGAGAUAAUCAGUUAACUGCCAUGAAUACAUUGUUGGAAAUAUUUAGUCUUGCGAAUAAUUCUUUGACUACCAGAAAGAUGGAUUGCAAUACUAAUAUUGUUAUAACAGGAAUUUUAAGUAUUAAACUUGUUAAAUUUAUUGAAGAAAGUACCACCGUUAUAGAGGAAAUGAGCCAAAUUUUGUGGAAACUGUUGGGAAUUUUGAAUAAUCAAAUUCAACUAAUGUUGUGUGUGACAUUACUCUAUCAAAUACACAAUACUUUUGACAACACUUCCUUCGUAGAAAACGUCAUCAAUAAUUUUCUUACUCAGGAAAAUAUAAACGUUCAAUAUGUCAAGCAGUUCUUUUUGCUAUGGCAUUUGGGCAGAGAUUUGUCCAUUAAAACUUCACCAAACAAACCAAAUACAAGAAAUUUCGACAGGUCGCUUUUAAAAAUCUUGGAUAAUCUUCAAAACAAAGAAGCACCAAACCUUCAGUUACUUUCCGAUUCCUUUUUAACACACGGUCUGUUACACAAUGACAUUUCUAGAAUAAUCAACCCUAUACUACUAAAACUGUUAGCUUCAAAUACCGCAAGGGUUUCAAUACGUCAUGUCAACAUCCAAGAUUCCGAUUCUCAAAGUGACAUAACAACACAAGAUCACAACAGAAUGGAAAAUAUUCAAUCGAAAAAAAUUUAUGCAGUCAGCAAUGUCAACGGGAACAUUAUGUAUCAUGUAACGGAUAGCCCCAGUCCGAAACCUUCUAAAAAACGGUGGUUUACUUUUUCUAAAACGGACAAACGAUACUCUUCUUCAGUUAUUAACAUGACCACUAGUAUUAACGAAGAUUCUAAUGUUGUUACUAAGAAAAAUAGAGAUUUUAAAGGAGUGACUGCUUCUCCCAAAUCGGAAAAAGCACCUAAAAAUGUUAAACUUAUUAUUAAUCCUUUAAGUUCUAAAGAAGUUUAUCCAAUGGGAUUAGAUGGUUCUUAUACAAAAAAAAGUACUAGUUCUUUAGAUAGUUUUUCAAGUAACGAUCUAACUCAUACUAGCAGUGAAGAUUCUUUUGGUAAAAGUUUAACUCCAGAUAGAAUUAAUGGUGAAAAGGAUUCCGGUUUUGAUAGUUUAAAGAAUAAAAGUAGUUUGGAGCUAUCAACUGAGAAAGAAUAUAGAGCUAAACUAUUAUUAGACAGUAUUGAACCAAUUUCUGAUGGAAUCAUAGUCGAAGCUGUUAAUGAUAAUUUAAAUUUUUCUAAAAUUCCAAAAUCCCACAGUUUUGAUGAUCAAAUUAACAUCGCCAAAACCAGUGAUAUCGAAAACUCUCUAGUGCAGAGCUGGUCGUAUUGUAUAUCAGAUUCCGAUAAUCUUCAUGCUAACCACGAGUUAGAGAUUAGUAAAAGUGCUGAAGAUUUCUUUAGAAAAAACGAAGAAAAAAUUAUUGUUAGUGAAAUAUUGAAUAAUAUAAUAGACAGAGUUUGUGCUGAGGUUAUAGAUGAUGAUAUUGAUGGAACUCCAAUGAGACCUACAGAAUUGGAUUUAAGAUCGAAAGCAAACCAUCAAACACCAAAAAACUUAGUUUUGUAUCCAAUACAUUCACACUUGUGUUUGUACUACGAAGUUUUUGAUUCAAAUCAGAUUAUUUACGCAUUGCAUACGUUGAAAAAUUGCAUAAAUUCCAAUCAGCAGUUGUUUAUAAAAUGUUUGGCUACUAGUGGAAUUAAAGAUCUCAAAAAUAGUGAAAUAUUGAAUCUUCUAGCCCGACAUAGAAAAUCUUUACUAGGUUACGGAUUUUCUGGAGAGUUACAUACUGAACAUACUAAUUUCUAUAGAGGGUAUAUGUUUCUAGACGUAAUUAUCUCUAUCUGCCUUAAUUAUUCGAGAACUUUCUUUCCCUUCCUCGACGAUUCAAGCUUACUAACAGAUGAAAUGAAUAAUAAUUUAAAGAUUCAAUUAGAGAGCUUAGAUAUUUUAAACACUAUUAUGAAAAAAUUGAUUAUAAUGGUAGAAGAAAAUUCCAAAGGAUUUCCCAGUUAUAUAGCAGAUUUAUUAGUGAAAUGUAAAUUACAGAAAAUAUUACUAAAUUGUUUAUUGAUUUCUGUAAGAAACUUCGACGAGGAAAUGACUUUUGCAGAAGAAAUAUUAGCUUAUAACAAUUUCCAGCUCUGUGAUAAUUAUAAUAAAGUAGGAGAACAUGUUGAAGCGUACCAAAUACAAAUUUUGAGACUAAUAAAUUCGUUAAUAAUUCUGGAAUCGAAAGUUUUUUCACAAAAGACCCAGUCAGAUUCUGUAAAUGGUGAAAAUAUCAAUUCUACGGUUUUAAUUCCUCAACAACAAAUUUUCCUUUCAGCUGUGAUGAGUGCGUUGAGGCAACAAAAUAUGAAACAUCUUCAUGAAAAUUGGUUGUAUUUGGUUACAUCUUGCCUGCCAUACUUUGGAGACAACCUAAAACAGAUAUCGAUAAGUGUUAUUCACCAGAUUUGUAAUAAUAUUGAACAAAUUGCAUCAAAUUAUAACAAAUUGGAAUUAGAUAAUGAAUUGUGUUCUGAUUAUGCUGUGACACAGCUGGAGGCAUUGACAGUUCUUUGUCAUUAUUGCUUAUUAGAUUCUUCCCAGACUGUUAAUCAAAAUGUUCCAACGAAUCAAAAUGCUCAUCCAACGCAUUCAGGAGAAAUUAUCAACAAUCUAUUUAACGUGUUUUUUUCUCCGCUUGGUAGCGAUUUGCAUUUUACGUCUAAACAAAAUUCCGAUCACUAUCAAAACGCCAGGAAAACCAUACUUAGUCACAUGCCGAGGAUAAUUUCUAGUGUUGCAAAACUUUGGCAAACCAUUGUCAAUUUGGAGAGCGAUUUUAAUGGAAUCUAUGGAAAUUCUAAAGUUGUUAAGCAACAACUAUUGGAAUUUUUGAGUCCAAUUUCUGUGCAUCAUAGUACGAGCUUUUUGGCGGCUAUUUCUGUGACUUGGUAUGAGAGAAGGAAUCCUUUUACUAGUGUUAAAACGGUGCUUCCUGAACCAAAUUCUAGCCAAAACAAUCUAGUUUAUUUAAUUUUGGCUAUAAGAGUCAUUCCAUUAGAUAAUUUAGUACAAACUGUAACGGCUGUGAUAAAAAACCCUCCUCCCACUGAAGGACUGAGUGCCGACAUUUGUUUGGAUGUGUCUGUUUUGGAAUUAUUUUAUUGUUACAUGCGCAAUGCUUCCUCCACACAACUUUUUGAAGCUUGGGGAUCCCUUUUGACUUUAAUCCGAGAAGGCUGUUCGUUAUCUCCUCCUGCUCAGUUUUUGUUGGCCGCCAUUUUGCACGAGAUUAUGAUCAAGUGUUGUCCAUUAGAAGAGAAAAAAGACCAGAAAGAUUUGCAAGACGUAACAGCUAAGCUGAUCGACUGUGUUUCACAAGUAUGUGGUUCUUGUUUGGAACAAACGACUUGGCUAAGAAGAAAUUUCGCCGUCAGAGAACAGGAUGAAGAUACUACGCCAGAUUCUAACAUUAUUAGCGGAAGCCACAGUGAUAUAUUCAUAAAUUCUAAUCAUAGUGUUCAAGCACAAUUAGUUCUUUCAGAAAUCUUAGCACCAAUUCUAGACAUAUGUUUUGGUUCUUCAGAGAAGGACAAAGUUAACAAUAUACUCAUUUCGUUAAUGUGCAAUAUAGUACCUUACCUAAGGACCCACACUGUAAAAAAUAUGCCUAGUUUCAGCGCUUGUUCAAAAUUAUUAUCUAGCCUAAGUAGUUAUCAAUACACUAGAAAAGCUUGGAAGAAAGAUGUUUUUGAUUUGCUUUUUGACAACUCCCUUUUUCAAAUGGACUACGCUUGUAUGAAGUAUUGGAGGGUGAUUGUUGAUAAUUUAAUGACACACGACAAUACAACUUUCAGAGAUCUAAUGAAUCGCGUUUCCAUGAACCAAAGUGGAAGUUUAAACAUAUUUUCGUCUAGAGAACAGGAAUAUGAACAGAAAGCGCAAUUGUUAAAGAGAUUGGCCUAUGUUAUAUUUUGUAGUGAAAUGGACCAGUAUGCCAAAUAUAUGCCGGAUAUUCAAGAACAACUUACAAGUAGCUUGAGGCUAAGCAUUCCAGGAGUACAAGCGCAAGUCUUUCUGUGCUUUAGAGUGAUUUUGUUAAGAAUGAGUCCGUUACAUGUUACAUCUCUUUGGCCUAUCAUCAUCAGUGAAAUGUUGCAGGUGUUUCUCCAAAUUGAGCAGGAGUUGUCAACAGAUACAGAAGAAUUCAGGUUCUUAAUUAGCUCUCAUAUAAAAUUAAUGUCUUCUCUUGAUGCCAGCUGGGCCACGAACAGCAACAAUGGUCUUCAUGCUUUGGGCCAUCCACAUUGGCUAAGACUACAAUUGGCUACAGCUAAAUUAUUGGAUUUGGCCUUGCUAUUACCUGCGACUACACUUCCACAAUUCCAAAUGUAUAGAUGGGCUUUCGUAGGCGACGAUCUUAUAAGACGAAACCCCAGCCUCUUCAACCAAGUUUCAUUCUUACCACACGUCGUUAGAAUAGCAGAUCUAAUGAACAAAAAAUAUCCUGACACCCACAUAGAUAUUUUGCCGAUGAACAGGAACGAACUACUUUUGACAAUGAACAAUAUAACACAACUAAAAGAUCUACAUGGAUUCUUCAAGACGCUAAGUUCCUGUUCUGACAGACACAGAACAGAUUGUAGUAAGUUCGCUACUGGUGAUCAAAUGUCCUACAAUGCUGAACGACACCAAGACAAACAUUUGGAUUCAGUUUUGGAGAAGAUAGACAAAGUUAUCGAAAUGGAUUUUUUGGAUAGGAUUCCUAG
Psylliodes chrysocephalus is the source of this 7229-nucleotide messenger RNA. NCBI's taxonomy places the organism in Eukaryota, Metazoa, Arthropoda, Insecta, Coleoptera, Chrysomelidae. The record is from the annotation of a GenBank genome assembly.